Molecule: messenger RNA, 992 nt
Organism: Coccinella septempunctata (seven-spotted ladybird)
Lineage: Eukaryota; Metazoa; Arthropoda; Insecta; Coleoptera; Coccinellidae
Product: protein germ cell-less-like
Exons: 4
Coding region: 114-977 (287 amino acids)
Biological process (GO): germ cell development
Molecular function (GO): protein binding
Source: RefSeq, a predicted model, not a curated record
UGUUAGUUGGGGGUGUUUUGAAUUAGGUUAUUUUAUGAAUAAUGUUUGUUUACUCAAUCAUAUAAUGUAUGAAAAAAUUUAUUGACCUGAAUAUAAGUUGAUCUUCGUGAACCAUGGGUGUUGGAUUUUCUGCAAAUAAGAUAGUCUCAAGUGUUACCGAGUACGUAUCUGGCGUAAAAAGAAAACGUGAACAUAAUGAAGACGAAGAAAUUCAAAAAGUUAUUGACAUAGCUUUACACACACCUAAAAGGAAAAAGUUAGAAAGUACCACAAAAUACAUAUAUCAAGCUUUAUUCGAAGAAGGAAAAAAUUCUGAUGUAACAGUGUGUGCCUUAGAUGAGGAGUUUCACUUACAUAAAAUUUAUUUGUCGCAGAGUCCGUAUUUUGCUAGUAUGUUUGGAGGUUCAUGGAAUGAAUCUACCAAGAAUUAUAUCAGUAUUGAUGUAGUAAAUCCUCUCAUUACCAUUGAAUCUCUAAGGGUUGUUUUUGGAUCAUUAUAUGAUAAUGAAAUAAUAUUGAACCCCCUUAGUAUUGUACCAAUAUUAGCAACAGCAACAAUGUUCCAACUAGAAACACUUAUAGAGAAGUGUACUGAAGUCAUGUUAGAGACAAUAAAUCCAAAAACCUCAUUAGAUUAUUUUAAUGCAGCUUGUCAGUAUGGUGUUAUAAAACUUCAAGAAGUAUGUUUCAAAUGGUUUCUGGUGAACUUGAUGACUUACUACUUCACACAUCCUCUCACAAACCUGAAGACUAUACCAAUUGAUUUGAUGGAAAAAUUAAUAUCACAUCCAGACCUCUUUGUAAUGCAAACCGAAUACUCCAUAUAUGUUAUGUUAAAAUAUUGGAUGUACCUCCUCAUGAACAAUGACUGUGCAGUUGGAGAGAUAUCUAGUAAAACAAUAAAUUCAUACUUUUCAUCCAGAAAAGGUGAGUUAACUAGUAUUGAGGAAAUUUGGCAUUGUUACAGCUCUCAGUAAUGCAAGAGACUCUUU